Cloeon dipterum is the source of this 2556-nucleotide messenger RNA. It is a transcript of the gene Xpd, whose product is annotated as general transcription and DNA repair factor IIH helicase subunit Xpd. The transcript is spliced from 13 exons. NCBI's taxonomy places the organism in Eukaryota, Metazoa, Arthropoda, Insecta, Ephemeroptera, Baetidae. Gene Ontology annotation, biological process: transcription by RNA polymerase II; nucleotide-excision repair; positive regulation of mitotic recombination. Gene Ontology annotation, molecular function: ATP binding; DNA helicase activity; damaged DNA binding. The record is from RefSeq and is a predicted model, not a curated record. Gene Ontology annotation, cellular component: nucleus. Bases 218 to 2503 code for a protein of 761 amino acids.
GUUGAUGUGCGUGUGCUUGCUUACGGCCCAUGUGCUUUUAUCAUUCCUACCUUUUCUACUCAAGAAAAUUGAAGGUUCAGGGAACUGCAAAGCUAUUAAGCAUCUAUAUUACUUGAUUGAAAAGGAUGUCUACAGUUUGCUGCAAAUAAGACUGAAUAAGACCAUCCUCCCCGGUGUCUGUUAGUUUCCCACGGAGCAAGAAAAUUUGGACGCGAAAAUGAGACUCGACAUUGAAGGCCUUAUCGUGCACUUUCCCUACGAGUAUAUCUACCCUGAGCAGUAUUCUUACAUGGUUGAGCUGAAAAGGGCGAUCGAUGCAAAGGGUCACUGCUUGCUGGAAAUGCCUUCAGGCACUGGAAAGACAGUAUCUCUUCUCGCGUUGAUCGUGGCCUACAUGAGGCAGUAUCCCAGUGAACUCUGCAAACUGGUCUACUGCUCUCGAACUGUGCCUGAAAUCGAGAAGGUGCUGGAGGAACUGCGUCGGCUACUGCAGUACUACGAGGAGCAGUUUAAAGAAAAGAUUCCAAUCACGGGCGUAGUGCUCAGCUCGAGGAAAAACCUGUGCAUCCACAAGGACGUGCGUCAGGAGAAGGAUGGCAAGAUCGUGGACGGCAGGUGCCACAACCUGACAGCGUCGCACGUGCGCGAGCGUCACUUGACUGACGACUCAGUCCCUGUCUGCACCUACUUUGAGGAUUUUGAGGACUACGGAAAUGAAAGUUAUCUCGAACCAGGCGUCUACACCCUUGAUGAUUUGAAAAGCUACGGUGCUAAGAAAGGCUGGUGCCCUUACUUCAUCGCCAGACACGCUGUUUCAUAUGCGAACAUUGUGGUUUACAGUUACCAUUACCUGCUUGACCCAAAAAUUGCCGAGAUCGUAUCUAAGGACAUUCCGAAAAACUCUGUUGUUGUUUUUGACGAGGCUCACAAUAUUGACAAUGUUUGCAUUGAUUCUAUGAGCGUGAAAAUCACAAAGAGGAUUAUUGAAAGAGCUUCUGCUAAUCUACUGGACUUGGCAAAAACCAUCAGACACAUGAAAGAAGUUGGUCCAAGAAGGCUGACAGAAGAAUAUCAGAGGAUGGUAGAUGGUCUUAGAGAAACGCAGCAGGCGCGAGAAACAGAUAUGGUGUUGGCCAACCCUGUUUUACCUGACCAAAUUCUACAAGAGGCGAUCCCCGGAAACAUCCGAGAUGCUGAGCAUUUUGUUGGAUUCCUACGCAGAUUUGUCGAGUAUUUGAAGAUUAGGCUUAGAGUGCAGUUUGUCGUGCAAGAGAGCCCAGCUGGGUUUCUAAAAGAUAUAAUGCAGAAAGUUUGCAUUGACAGAAAGCCACUGAGAUUUGCAGCUGAGCGUCUGGCGUCACUCUUGAAAACCCUCGAAAUCGCUGACCAGACUGACUUUUCAGCAUUAGUGGUUGUGUCCCAUUUAGCUACUCUGGUGUCAACAUACACUAAAGGCUUCAUCAUCAUUGUCGAACCAUUUGAGGAUAAAACGCCAAACAUUCCAAAUCCAAUCCUCCAUUUCCGCUGUCUAGAUGCGUCCAUUGCGGUGAAACCAAUUUUUGAUCGGUUUCAAACUGUCGUCAUUACCUCAGGCACACUCUCUCCUCUGGACAUGUACCCAAAAAUCCUGGAUUUCCAACCUAAAGUCAUGACGUCCUUCUCAAUGACUUUGGCCAGACCCUGCUUACUGCCAAUGAUUGUAUCCAAAGGCAACGAUCAAGUGGCGAUUUCGUCAAAGUUCGAGAGUCGAGAGGACCAAUCCGUGGUUCGAAACUACGGCCAGCUGCUGGUGGAGAUCGUCAAGAUUGUGCCAGACGGUGUGGUUUGCUUCUUCACUUCCUACCUGUACCUUGAGAGCGUGGUGGCCGCGUGGUACGAUCAGGGCAUCGUGACCACCCUGCAGAGGCACAAACUGCUGUUCAUUGAGACUCAAGACCCUGCAGAGACAAGCCUGGCAUUGCUCAAUUACAUCAAAGCCUGUGAACGCGGCAGGGGCGCGAUUUUGCUGUCGGUGGCGCGAGGAAAGGUCAGCGAGGGAGUUGACUUCGACCACCACCUCGGCAGGGCCGUGGUCAUGAUUGGAAUCCCGUAUGUGUACACGCAGUCGAGGAUUCUCAAAGCCCGCCUCGAGUAUUUGAGGGACACAUUUCAGAUUAGGGAGAAUGAUUUUCUGACGUUUGACGCUAUGAGACACGCCGCUCAGUGCGUUGGAAGAGCUAUCAGAGGCAAAACUGAUUAUGGCAUUAUGAUAUUUGCUGAUAAGCGGUUUUCGAGUGAAGACAAAAGGUCGAAACUACCUAGAUGGAUACAAGAAUAUCUUACUGACAACCUUGUCAACUUAUCGACUGAAGAAUCGAUUCAGUGUGCGAAGAGAUGGCUGAAGCAGAUGGCCCAGCCAUUCACAAGAGAGGAUCAGCUGGGAAUUUCACUUUUGACUCUAGAACAGUUGCAGAAAGAAGGUGUCGAGAAUAUUCAGCAGAAAGCCCGCCAGAAGAUCAAAUAAUAUUGUAAUCUAACAUUUAGAUUUUUGAAUAAAAUUUCAUUAAAAUAAUUAAA